Molecule: messenger RNA, 3402 nt
Organism: Penicillium argentinense
Lineage: Eukaryota; Fungi; Ascomycota; Eurotiomycetes; Eurotiales; Aspergillaceae
Product: putative serine/threonine protein kinase
Exons: 4
Coding region: 1-3402 (1133 amino acids)
Biological process (GO): peptidyl-threonine phosphorylation; actin cortical patch assembly; actin filament organization
Cellular component (GO): cytoplasm
Molecular function (GO): ATP binding; protein serine/threonine kinase activity
Source: RefSeq, a predicted model, not a curated record
AUGGAGUCAUCACCAGCAGCAUCAAACGAUCGCAAAACCGAGGGGUGGGACUUGGGAGUCGCAGGGCAGGAGGAUGGGGGCAGGAGAAUCCCAUUCCUGCUUCGCCCUCCGCUACAUUUCAAUUUCAACAUCGGUGGGGGCUCCAGCGACUCGUCUCUUCGCGUCUCUGUGGAAAUACAGGGCAGCGCUUCAUCUCUCCGCCUCCCCGCCAACUGUCCUCUUGGCCCCAUUCUCCGUUCCCCGUUCCUCAUUCUCAGGCACCCAUCCUCUCUCCUUCCACUCUUAUGCCGCGUCGAUAGCUCGCCGAACCUCCGAUCCAACUCCCUGCCCGUUCAGGGCGUUCCGUCCAUAAUGUCCUCCUUCCAAUCUCCUCCCCAGUCCUACCAGGGCCACUCCGCGUCGCGCCAAUUCCCCGCGUACAAUCCCGUUGCCGCCGUGACUGCGCCCGCGGGGACCUUCCUCCCGGGGACCAAGGUCCAGGUGGGCAGUCACCGCGUGGUGGUGGAGAAAUAUUUGUCUGAGGGUGGGUUUGCCCAUGUCUACGUCGUGCGGUUGCCCAAGCCCGUCAAUGGCACGGAGACCGCGGUGCUGAAGCGGGUGGCUGUCCCCGAUAAGUCGGCGCUGGCGAACAUGCGCACCGAGGUGGAAACGAUGAAGAAACUCAAGGGACACCGCCAUAUUGUCAAAUAUAUCGAUUCACAUGCUUCCCAGUUGCAUGGGGGCGGGUACGAGGUCUUUCUCCUUAUGGAAUACUGCGGGGGCGGCGGUCUGAUCGACUUCAUGAACACCCGGCUGCAGAACCGGCUGACCGAGCCGGAGAUCAUCAAGAUCUUCUCAGACUGUGCCGAGGGUGUCGCUUGUAUGCACUAUCUGAAACCGCCUCUGCUACACCGCGACUUGAAGGUGGAGAACGUUCUCAUCUCCGGCAAGGGAAGCUCGGCCGUCUACAAGCUAUGCGAUUUUGGAUCCUCUGCCCCUCCUCGCCCGGCCGCCACAACCGCUGCCGAAGGCCGACUGAUUGAGGAUGAUGUGCAGCGGCACACGACUUUACAAUACCGCAGUCCGGAGAUGAUUGAUGUAUAUCGGAAGCAGCCGAUUGAUGAGAAGAGUGAUAUCUGGGCCCUUGGUGUGCUCUUGUACAAACUAUGUUACUAUACAACCCCUUUUGAGGAAGUUGGUCAGAUGGCUAUCCUCAACGCCACUUUCAAAUAUCCUUCAUACCCGCGAUUUUCGGACCGGUUAAAGAUGCUGAUUGCGUCGAUGUUGCGAGAGAACCCGCAGAAGCGUCCCAAUAUCUAUGAGGUGGUGAAAGAGGUGUGCCAUAUGCAGGGCAAAGAAGUUCCGAUUCGCGAUAUUUACUCAAACCGAACGGUCUCCGAAACACGGAAAUACCAGGAAUUGCCUCCGACACCAACAGAAGCUCCCCCGGUGGGAGCAGUGUACUCGCCUCCGGUUCAGGAGACCAAGGUGAUUCCUGAUAUUGCGCCAAUGCGCAGAGGCCGACCCGGAAAGCCCCAAUCAUCACAUAGCUCUGCCAAACCCAGUCCUUCUCCGUAUCGCGGCAGCUCCAAGGAAUCCAACAAUGAUCCCUUUGCCGCAUUGGAUGGAGGCGCCGCUGCCCGAAGCAGGAAGGCCGAUGAACUUUCGAAUCGAUUCCCUACCUUGGAUCAAUUUGAUAUCCUCCAUGAGAAGGGUGAUAAGUUCGAUUUCGAGCCGACAGUCAAAGAGAAGUCGGAUGAUGACGACCUGUCACAGCGUCUCACCAAUGCUUUGGCCGAUCAGGCUUUCGCUCGACAAACAUCACCCGAGCGUCCGCAGCGACAGGCCCCGUCGUCUAACCGCAACUCGCAAGCAUCGCCUGUGCGCCAGCCCCAGGAAGUGCCGAGACAAACUGCUCCGCUUUAUCAACCCACUCCUCAGCGACCCGCGAUGGUGUCGACCGGCACCAUGACCUCCCCCGCGCAAACACCGCGUCUGCAAGAACCAAAGCUGUCCAGCCGGCCGAUCUAUCGAUUCCCGCCUUCCGACCAAGAGCAUUCUGCCAGCCAGCCCUGGACUCAAGACGAACAGAAGGCGAAGGCGCCAUCUCCCCCAUCGUCAGGAUUGCGGCCUGAGGCAAGUCCGCGGCUGUCCUCUGAUCGGGUCGCCAACCUCUCCAAUUCUGCGCGCCCCUCGAUGGAGACCCUGCGACGACCAUCUGCUCUGGAUGCGAAAGACCCUGUGGGCCGCUCCAAGUCUUCUACUGCCAAGGCUCGCCCCGUAUCGGUGCAGGCAGGAUACAUGCCACGAGACGCAGGAAGAUCGCGGUCCUCACUGGACCUCUCGCAGUAUGAAGGCGGUGCUCCGCUCCGCCCAGUCCGCACAGAGCAGGAUCGUGGUGAAUAUGACCGAUCUAUCAUAUCUUCAGAUAUGGACUACCUCCGAGCCAAGGAGGAAGAAGAGAGCAACCGCAAGCGCGAGAAACGCUCUAGCGGCGGAGCGAAACACAGCAAGCGCGGCAGUUUGUCUUCACUUUCGCUAUCUGGUAGCAAGAAAUUAGUGGCAGGUCGCUUUGGAGAUGCAUUCCGCCGGUUCGAGAGCAGCAACAACCAGGACAAGCCCGGGACUCCCUCAGCCGAGGAAGCUCCGCAGCAAAGCCUGAUGAGCGAUACCGAAGCAACCAACGACAACGACGAUAUGUCGCCCUACGACGAGGUCGUCCUGGACGACUUGGACCGAGACGAUAUUUCCCCCGAGAUGCGCCGCGAGCUGGAGCGUCGCCGUCUCUCCCAGGAGGAGAAGCGCGUUGCGAACGCCGCGGCCGAGUACCGGCGCCGGGUCGCCGAGGGCGAUGGCAGCAAAGCCGGUGCGGACGUGCACCGAUCUCGCGCCAUUCAGAACCGUGUACAGACACUCCUCGGCGAGUCGAACAAGCCCGUCGCUGCGCCGAAGACGGCUUCGGGGUAUGGGAAGUACACUGAAUCCCCUGGUUUGCCGGCAAACCAGGGCGAUAUGCCGACAGCCGCCAGUAUUCCAACAUCGCGGACCCCCGGUCCUGUCUACGGCACCCGGGAAGGCGGCGUGUCCGUUCCAGACCGUUAUGAGGGCGCUAGUGCGCCAGCCGGACUCCCUCGAACUGUCACCUCCUAUUCGACAGAAUACUCUGCUGGCCCGCGUCCGGCAGCGCGCCCCGCUGCGCCGCCCAAACCGAAGAAUCUACGUGUAGGCGCUCAGGAUACUUCCAGACCUGGCACUAGUACGAGCGCCAAUGAUCAGAGCCCGUCUUUCCAGGCGACGCCGGCUAGUCCGGGUGAGGACUGGGAGACGAAUUUUAGUCGGCGAUUCCCCAGUCUUUCGGGGAUCGAGAUGGAGACGGAGAUUGAGAUUCCGAAGUUUCCCAAGCUGAGGACGCGGGAGGUGUAG